AUGGGGCCUCCACCUCCGCCACAGCCACAGGAAAUUGCUGUUGCAAUAACCAACCAUCUGCUUGACCACCAAGACAACAUCGAUCCCCAACUACUCAUGCACGAAAUCGGUUUGACAGACCGUGUCGUCGUUCGCAUCCCAGUGAAUGACAAGUUUACAAAGGAUAUUGACAUCCCUGUUGAUAUUCCUUAUAAUGAUUUUGUCAGUCGUGUUUGCGCUUCAAUGAAUCUAAAUCCUGCAACUGCCGAGCUCGGCUGGAAGUCUAUCGACGAUGCGAAACGCGAUCCCGCUAGACAACUCACCACUGAGAACGACCUUCAAGAUGCCUUUCACGUGCUUGUAAAGGCUAAGAAGAAUACUAGAAGGGAGAAAGAAGUUGCAAUGCAGAUGGUUCAUUUGAAUCCUGUGGCUCCCAAGCCUGCGAAGAAGAAGACCGAUGGCAACAAAGCCACUGAUUUCGCGUAUGGCGAAGAACUUUGUAUCAUGAAGGGGAAGCUCAAGUGUGAGCAGCACAAUGGCCCCAACAGGUGGUGCUAUGUCAGUUCGAAUGAUCCUGCGGACCAUGUCAAGCUCGGUCUCGAAGAGGUGACCCUCUGGGCUCGAAAACUUAAAGACGACCUGACCCUCGAUCGUGCAUGUGUCCUUCCGCCAAAUUGCCUCUCCCUUGAUAAGCUCCGUGAACGUGCCACUAAGCACGCAAAUAACAAGACUGCAACAAACACCGCCCUUGGUCCGGCCGUCCAUGUUCACAACCACUUUACGAACCCCGUCGACCCAGCUGGGUUGCCAACUCCAUCACGUCGAUCCAAACGCGCACGUUCCUCUACACCAGACUCUUCCGAUGAUAGCAUGGACAUCGAAUCCCUUCCACUCACUGAGGUUCUUGCUGAUCUCAACACGAAAUAUCCCAAGCUCCACUUCGAUCAGUAUGAAGCCAUUUUGGAAAAGCACGGCAUCGUCUAUGCGGAGAGUGUUGACUGGGGAUGGCUGAGGGUGCUGUCGGGCCUUUCUUGA
This is a messenger RNA of Laccaria bicolor S238N-H82, 1014 nucleotides long. RefSeq lists its product as uncharacterized. NCBI's taxonomy places the organism in Eukaryota, Fungi, Basidiomycota, Agaricomycetes, Agaricales, Hydnangiaceae. The record is from RefSeq and is a predicted model, not a curated record. The transcript is spliced from 5 exons. The coding region runs from base 1 to 1014 and encodes 337 amino acids.